Molecule: messenger RNA, 2956 nt
Organism: Paramormyrops kingsleyae
Lineage: Eukaryota; Metazoa; Chordata; Actinopteri; Osteoglossiformes; Mormyridae
Gene: atg7
Product: ATG7 autophagy related 7 homolog (S. cerevisiae)
Biological process (GO): protein modification by small protein conjugation; autophagy of mitochondrion; piecemeal microautophagy of the nucleus
Cellular component (GO): cytoplasm; phagophore assembly site
Molecular function (GO): Atg12 activating enzyme activity; Atg8 activating enzyme activity
Source: RefSeq, a predicted model, not a curated record
ACCAAGGAACAACAGCGACCGUACAGAGUUACAAGUAGCAUUAGGUUCUAAAUGUGUGGCUUGCUAGGUGGCUACUUCGACCUGUUACCCCGCUUGGCGGGUUGUUUAUCAGCGCCUGCUUUCACGCCCCGCUGUAGAAAUGAAGAGGAAUGGUGCUUAUAGAUUGCUGUCAGUUUUCUCCUGCCUCGCCGUUUGUUUAUUUUUGCUUCUAUUUUGGUUCGUCGUCUUUUAUACCAUGGUGAAGGCACCGUAAUCACUGUAAAAUGUCUAUUUACGUCUAGCCUAGAUGAAAAUUUUAAAAGGUGAUUAGUUCGCAACUGUCACCAUCCAUCAGAGAAUCCAGUUUCCAUUUUAGUGGUACAUUACUCGCGUACGUGACAUGUUUCUAAAGGCACGCACCGUGCGUCUGACGCAAGUCUUGACGUAAUUGCGUCACACACCGGAUGAGGAAGUGCGACUUCGAUCUCACCGCGGGGGAGCAGGUCUGAGAGCUGCAAUGGCCGCUGAACCCUCCGGCGCAGGAUCUGCCGGACAGAAGCUGCAGUUCGCCCCUUUCUGCAGUGCCCUGGAAGCCGGCUUCUGGCACCAGCUCACCCAACGGAAACUCGACGACUACCGUCUGGACGAGAGUCCCAGAGACAUCAGGGGCUAUUAUUACAAUGGUGAUCCUGUCGGCCUUCCCACUCGCCUGACUCUGGAGUUCAGUGCAUUCGAUGUAAAUGGCCAGACUCCAGCCAGAUGCUGUCCAGCUUUUGGGACUCUGUACAACACCAACACAUUAGAAGCUUUUAAGUCAUGUGAUAAGAAAGCCCUCCUGGAAAGCUCUGCGAAAGAGAUCUGGGAAGCGAUACAGUCCGGCAGCUGUGUAGAGGAUCCAUCUGUCCUGUGCAAAUUCAUCCUGCUGACUUUUGCAGAUCUGAAGAAGUAUCGCUACUUUUACUGGUUCUGCUUCCCGGCCCUCUGCUUCCCCGAGGCCGUCCCCUUUCACCAGCCUCCUGUCGCCCUGGAGAAAAGGUUUUCCUCCAAGCAGAUUGAAGCUUUGCAAGGUGCCUAUGAUGGGCUCUGCCAAGAGAAUGGAGGUACUGCGGUCCCUUAUUUUCUGGUCAGAUACUCGGAGGAAGCAGUGCUAGUGUCUCCACUCAAAAACUGGAGCAGUUUCUUUAAAGACCAGAAGAAGGUGACCGUGGGAGUUUAUGAUCCUUGUACUCUCUCCCAACAUCCUGGAUGGCCCCUGAGGAAUCUGCUCGCUCUGGUGGCCUGCAAAUGGGGAGAGCUUGUGGAUGCCGUCGAAGUUCUGUGCUUCAGGGACAGGACCCUGCAGGGCUCACGCUCCAUUCAGCACAGCAUUAUCUUUCAGGUCAAGCUCCCUCAGCUGUCUGUCUCUGCAGGAGUUCCCAAGACCGUCGGCUGGGAGAAGAACCAGAGAGGAGCGAUGGGACCCAGGAUGGUGAACCUCAGCGAAUGCAUGGACCCUAAAAGGCUGGCGGAGUCGUCCGUGGACCUUAACCUGAAACUAAUGCGCUGGAGACUUGUGCCCUCCUUGGAUCUGGACAAGGUGGUUUCCACCAAGUGUCUGCUGCUGGGAGCUGGCACCCUGGGCUGCAAUGUGGCGAGGACCUUGAUGGGGUGGGGGGUGCGUCACAUCACCUUUGUGGACAAUGCCACCAUCUCCUACUCGAACCCAGUGCGCCAGCCCCUGUACGAGUUCGAGGACUGCCUGGGGGGCGGGAAGGCCAAGGCCCAGGCUGCCGUUGAGAGGCUGAAGAAGAUCUUCCCCGGAGUGAACGCCGAGGGCCACACGCUGAGCAUCCCCAUGCCCGGCCACCCGGUGAACUCCUCGGAGGCCACGGUGGCCCAAGCCCGGCAGGAUGUGGCGCAGCUGGAGGCCCUGAUCUCCGGUCACGACGUGGUCUUCUUGCUAAUGGACACCCGCGAGAGCCGCUGGCUUCCCACUGUCAUCGCCGCCAGCCAGAGGAAGCUCAUCGUCAACGCUGCUCUCGGCUUCGACACCUUUGUGGUCAUGAGGCACGGCCUGAAGCUGCAGAAGAACGCAGGGACCGCGUCAGCCCCCACCUCCACCGGGUCUACUCCCGCCUCAGAGUGCUUCUCCUCCUCCUCCUCUUCCUCAGCUGGCUCCAUGGCCGUCCACGGAGCCUCUCUCUUCUCCAACAUCCCGGGCCACAAGCUGGGCUGCUACUUCUGCAAUGAUGUUGUCGCCCCGGGUGACUCCACGAGGGACCGGACGCUGGACCAGCAGUGCACCGUAAGCCGGCCCGGCCUGGCCAUGAUAGCUGGGGCUCUCGCCGUGGAGCUAAUGGUCUCCAUCUUGCAGCACCCCGAAGGGGGCUACGCCAUCGCCAGCAGCAGCGACGACCGGAUGAACGAGCCCCCCACCUCCCUGGGCCUCGUUCCUCAUCAGAUACGAGGAUUUUUGUCGCGAUUUGACAACGUGCUUCCAGCCAGUCUGGCUUUUGACAAGUGCACUGCCUGUUCGCCAGUCGUACUGGAUCACUAUGAGCGAGAAGGCUUUGCGUUCCUGUCCAAGGUCUUCAACUCUUCGCAUUCCUUCCUUGAGGACCUGACAGGGUUGACCCUGCUGCACCAGGAGACGCAGGCGGCAGAGAUCUGGGACAUGAGUGAUGACGAAAGCGUUUAGGGCCACGCAGGGAGCAUAGAGGGAAGUGAGAGCGUCCUUUACAGCUCCGACCAGCGUUUGACUCUGCGGAAGGGAGGCGCUCGACCCAACGGCCCGGUGCUGCUCAGGAAAGGCCCACUCAGAUCUGCACCAGGACUUUAUUCGGAUAUUGGUUGGUGAUAAGAAUGAACAACAAAAUGCAACUUGGUCAGCGCAAGAAAAGUGUGCCUACCUAAAAUGUCAUACUGCUUCAUUAAAAACUGGACAUCUCUGUUCAUUUAUUAAAGCCAUUCCUAUUUCAUGUGAAUUUCAUUCACACUA